UCCCCACCUAGUACUAACCUCGUCACGUCCAUUGUGUCCUGAGCAAGACACUUCACCCUUGCUCCUGAUGGGUGCUGGUUAGCACCUUGCAUGGCAGCUCCCUCCAUCAGUGUGUGAAUGGGUAAAUGUGGAAGUAGUGUCAAAGAGUACCUUGAAAGUAGAAAAGCGCGAUACAAGUACAACCCAUUUAUAGAGGUUGUCGUCUGAAAACACACAUGUCGUCUGAAAACACACAUGAGCAGACACACUGGAGAAAAACCUUUUAUCCGUUCAAUAUGUGGUAAUGGUUUUACACAAAGUUGGAGUUUGAAAGUGCACAUGAGAAUACACAGUGGUAAAAAACAUUUUGUCUGUUCAACCUGUGGCAAAGGUUUUGUAGAAAGUCACAAUUUGAAAAUACACAUGAGAACACACACUGGUAAAAAACCUUUUUCCUGUUCAACCUGUGGUAAAGGUUUUACAGAAAGUCAAAAUUUGAAAAGACACAUGAGAACACACACUGGUGAAAAACCUUUUUCUUGCUCAGAAUGUGGUAAAGAUUUUGUACAAAGUCCCCUUUUAAAAGCACACAUGAGAACACACACUGGUGAAAAACCUUUUGUCUGUUCAAUCUGUGGUAAAGAUUUUACAGAAAGUCGAUGGUUAAAAGUGCACAUGAGAACACACACUGGUGAAAAACCGUUUUCCUGUUCAGUCUGUGGUAAAGGUUUUACACAAAGUCAUCAUUUAAAACUGCACGACAGAACACACACUGGUGAAAAACCUUUUUCCUGUUCAAUCUGUGAUAAAGGUUUUACAGAAAACUGGUGUUUGAAAGUAAACAAGAGAACACACUCUGGUGAAAAUUCACAUUCCUGUUCAAUCUGUAACAGAAGCUUUUGUCAACAAUCAAAGCUUGUAGCACACAUGAGAAGACACCCAGGAGAGAAAGUGUUGAGUUGCAGUGUGUGUGGUGAAAGAUUGUCUUCUAAGUAGCAGUGUAAGAAACACAAGUGUGCUGGUGAGAACAGCAGCAGCAAAUGAAACUGCAGGAUUUGAAAUAAACUGUCCAGACUUUCAUUUUGACUUUCUAACAACAUCAGCACAUAUAACAUGUGUGACAUUGUUGUUUGUCUAACAAUCUGUGUAAUAUGCUUCCACAUUUAUAGAUUAGAUAUUUUAUAUUAAUCCUUUUUUCAGUCAAGCACAUGCAUUAAUAUGCAACAUUGUGUACUUUUAUUAAAAAAUGGACAGAACAAUUUGAGUAAAAAGCUGAGUAAACAGUACAACACACAUUUUACAUGCAAUAAACAUUUUGUGCGUAUGUACACACACACAC
Molecule: messenger RNA, 1318 nt
Organism: Nerophis ophidion (straightnose pipefish)
Lineage: Eukaryota; Metazoa; Chordata; Actinopteri; Syngnathiformes; Syngnathidae
Product: zinc finger protein 239-like
Exons: 1
Coding region: 235-975 (246 amino acids)
Biological process (GO): regulation of transcription by RNA polymerase II
Molecular function (GO): RNA polymerase II cis-regulatory region sequence-specific DNA binding; DNA-binding transcription factor activity
Source: RefSeq, a predicted model, not a curated record